AAUGUCAGAGGAACACCAGAGCUUGAGAUACAGAGCAGUAUUAAUGUGAGACCCUUGAUUUACAGUCACUCUGGGGAGAUCACUGUCGUGGAUGGCUGGAUUCAGAGCAAAACCAUAUGGCCACAGUCUGCCACUGGAUAUUUUGCCCAUCCGCGCUACAUGCAGUUUCUAAAGCAAGGUCCCUUUUUAAAAAAAUCAGUUUUUUACUUAUUUUGUUCAAACUCUGUGUUGAAGCGGGAAUUAUUCUUUCGGAACGAGUGAGGUAAUGAAGCACUUCGAGAGUCUUCCUGGCUCACUGCUCUUUUUGAUGACCCUGGUUCCUCUCAGUCUGGGUGAUAGAUUCACCUUGUUGAUCUCGAUGCCAAACACCUCCAUUCCUUUCAGUAUUGGUCGGAUUGGGGCUGGCGCUCUUAUCGCUAUCAGUUCUGUAAACAGCAGUCCGGACCUUCUGCGAGGUCAUCAUCUGGAUUACCAUUAUGUGGACGAUGAAUGCAAUGAUCUGCGUGGCCCUGGGAAAAUUGUGGCGCUUUACCAUAAACACAAAUACAGUGCUUUCAUCGGACCUUCUUGCUCAAAUGUCUGCGCAGUGACUGCUAAACUAGCAGCUUAUUGGAACAUUGCUGUCAUCAGUCCAGUAUGUGCUGAUCAACAGUUUCUAGAUAAGAAGGACUAUCCGACCUUAACAAGAGUGUUUGGACCUUUUACUAAACUAGGGGCUUUCUUUGUGGAAAUCUGUAAGCAGUUUGGCUGGCAGCGCAUCAGUAUUGUGUAUGACAUUAAACAGAUCUGGGCUAUUUCUGCCGAGGGGAUCAGGUAUCAAGCGGAGCACAAUAACAUCACAGUGGCCAAGUAUCAAGAAAUCCAUGGCUCUCUUUCUCAAGGGUCCUUGUCGACCUGGUCCUGGGUCUUAACUGAGGUGGCACGAGUCUCUCGCAUUAUUGUGAUAUCAGCACAUGGCAAGGUGGUCCGCAGUUUGCUAAUUGAAGCUCACAAGAAAGGCCUCACCAACGGAGAUUUCGUUUUCUUUUGCUUCGAGCCAUACAAGCAAAAGGUGCUAUUUGGCAGUUUUGACUGGAAACAAGGUGAUGGAUAUGACUCAGUAGUCAAGCAAGCUUAUCAGGCUCUGUUUUUCCUGUCUCUGUAUAAACCCAGUGAUAAACGGUAUCAGGCCUUCUCAGAGAAUGUCAUCAGAAGGUCCAAAAUAGACUUUGGCUAUACAUAUGCUACUAAUGAAAAGGUGUCAUUCCUAGCAGCCAUAGCCCAUGAUAGUGUCUGGCUGUAUGCCCAGACAUUAAACAAAACUUUGGCAGAAAAAGAAAACCCAUAUGACGGCUUAGCCAUCACUAGACGAAUGUGGAACAGAACCAUUACAGGGAUUCAAGGAGAUGUAACUAUUGAUGCGAGUGGAGACCGUGAGUUAAAUUACAUGAUGAAACAAUUCCAAGGCGUUAAUAACCAGUGUCAGGUCAUUGCAAACUAUUUUGGGACUUAUAAGGCAGUACAAGGGGUUCAAAUCAAGUGGCCUGGAGGACGGACAACUCCUCCCAAAGACUCUCCAGACUGUGGCUUUCAAGGAGAACUCUGCAUCAAUCUAGAGAGAAAAUUCUUGAUUGCUUUGGGGAUUAUUGUUGGCUUGGUGGCCGCAGGGACCCUUGCAGUCUGUGUUUUAUACAGGAAGUUCAAACUCCAGGAGGACGCCUCCAAGAUGCUGUGGACAGUCAAUGCUGAUGAUGUCAUAAUGAUGCCGCAUCACUCCUCAACCUUGCCAGCAAAGUCCCACAGAUCCAAACCCAUUCAGGCUUCUUUGGAGUCUAUAAUUUGCAGCAUGCAAGACAAGCCAUCAGCACACAGAACUGCAGUCUACAAAGGGACAAUUUGUUCUGUUUGCUUUCUGAAUUUAAGAAGCACUCAUCUAAGCAGUGAGCUGUUGGCGGAACUCAAACAUUGCAGAGAUUCGACCCAUUAUAACCUUUGUAAAUUUAUUGGAGCGGCCCUGGAGACCCCUCAGCCCUUCAUUCUUACCGAGUACUGCCCUAAAGGAAGCCUGGAGGACAUUUUGAAGAAUGAGUCUAUCAAGCUGGACUGGACGUUCAAGUAUUCCCUCAUGCUAGACAUUGUAAAGGGCAUGGACUAUUUGCACCACAGUCCCUUGCACUGUCACGGUCGCCUCUCGUCAUCAAGCUGUGUCGUGGACAGCCGCUUUGUCCUGAAGGUCACUGAUUUUGGACUUAACGCAGUCAGGCGUUCAGACUCAGAGCAGAGCCUUGGAUUUGACCCCUGGACUGCUCUGUUGUGGAGGGCACCAGAGCUGCUGAGAGAGUCCAUUUCAGCUAAUGGUACUCAAAAAGGGGACAUCUACAGUUUCGCCAUUAUUGCUCAAGAGGUAGUAUAUCGUAGAGGGCCUUUCUACAUUCCCAACUGUCACUUCAGUGCUAGAGAGAUUGUGGAGCGGGUCAGGGCGAGAGGCUGUAGCCCUUUGAGGCCUCACAUUGACCCAUCGGAGGGUGUAGAGGAACUGGAGGGAAUCAUAGUCAGCUGCUGGAGAGAGAAACCUGCAGAGAGACCAGACUUCUCUUCUCUCAGGACUGCCAUCAAGAAACUCUGUCCUAAUGGGGGCUCUGAGAACAUUCUGGAUAACCUGCUGUCCCGUAUGGAGCAGUAUGCGUGUAAUCUGGAGGAGAUAGUCAGUGAACGUACCGCUGAACUCCAGGAAGAGAAGAAGCGAGCAGAGGGACUACUCACGCAGAUGUUGCCACGAUGUGUAGCCGCUCAGCUCAUAGCGGGAAAGACAGUGAGAGCAGAAACCUACGACUGCGUAACCAUCUAUUUCAGUGACAUUGAAGGCUUCACAGCCAUGUCAGCAUCCCUCACGCCAAUGCAGGUAGUGAACGUGCUGAAUGACCUGUACACAUACUUCGACAAUAUCAUAGACAACCACAAUGUUUAUAAGGUAGAAACCAUUGGUGAUUCCUACAUGGUAGUGUCGGGCCUGCCUACCAGAAAUGGAGAUGACCAUGUAAAAGAAAUAGCAAGUAUGUCAUUAGCUGUGGUGCAGGGCAUGAGGAGCUUCUACAGUCCACACAUACCAGAGCAGCAGCUGAGGGUCCGCAUUGGAGUUCAUUCAGGGCCUUGUGUCGCGGGGGUUGUGGGUCUGAAAAUGCCACGCUAUUGUUUAUUUGGAGACACUGUGAACACUGCCUCCAGGAUGGAGACAUAUGGAUUACCACUGAGGAUCCAUGUGAGCAGUUCCACCAAGUCUCUCCUAGACACUUUCAGGACUUUCCGCUGUGAACUGCGAGGUGACAUCCACAUAAAGGGAAAGGGCUGGGUGAGGACAUACUGGCUUUUGGGAGAGGACUACUAAACCAGAUCCCUUUUUUCAAUACUUUUUUAACAUGAUUUUUUAACAUGAGUAUAUUACACUAUAUUUCUACUUUGUAUUGCAUGUUUGCAAUAUUUUAGUUCAAGAAGCAAAUGUUUGGGGUUGGGAAGAUUUUUUUUUUUUUUUUUUUUUUUUUUUAUGAAUUGUGUAUUUCGUAUUAUAUAUUUAUGUAAAAUACAGUAAAAACAACAACAACAAUAUUUUUACAAAUAUUAUUACACACACACACACACACAUAUACAUGCAUACAUACUGUACAUGUACACAUAUAUUAAAUAUAACUGUUUUCCUCUUGAAUAUAUUACUCCAGUCUUCAGUAUAACCAUUUAGAAAUAAUGUUUCUUGAACACCAAAUCAUUAUGAUUAUCAAAUUUGUGCUGCUUGAUAUUUAUGUGAAAAGUGAGAUUUUUUUUUUCAGGGUUUUUUGGUGAAUAGAAAAUUAAAAACAUGAUUUUACUGUCUCUUUUGAUAAAAAUGUAUGUAUCCUUGCAGAAUAAAAGUAUUUACAUAUAUAUAUAUAUAAAUAAAUAUAUAACACUUAAAAGUAGUAUAAACAGUAGUGCAUAUCAAAACCAAAAAAAGUCUUCAAAUAUCUUUUAACAACAUAUACACCAAUUCGUAAUUUACAAUAUUCUCAGCACAGCCUCUUAGUUGUUCCCCAAACAUGGUUGUGAUCCAGGAGUGACAGGGCCUUUACAAGGCAUGCUCCAAAUCUGUGGAAUUCUCUCCCAAUUGACAAUGGGAUGAUAAUUCUUUAACUGUUUUUAAAACUUUUCCCAAAAACAUUCUUUUUCAGGAAUGCUUGUAUUUAUUUAUUUUUUUAUUGUAUUGUUUUGUGAUUUAUUUUUUGUUGAAUUUAUAGUAUGUUUUCUUAUAUUGUUGUGUUUUCCUUUAAUGUAAGCUUUCAUGUAAAGAACUUUGAGAAAGAAACGUUUAAAGGUGCUAUAUAAAGAAAUUUAUUAUUAUUAUUAUAUUCAUCUAUAUAUUAAUCAAAAAUUGAUUGGGCACCAUAAUGAAAUGGAAAAUAAUAGCCAGAAAGAUCUGAUAUUUCCCUUUUCAAUUAUUCAGAUAUUUGUUUGCAGGGCCAGACUGGGACGCAAUUUCAGUUGGGGAAAUCUCACUUGUACCUUUUUGGGUACAGCAGCUUGACAUUAUAGCAGUACACUGUACAUAUUAGUACCUUAAGAGUAGGAAUUCAUACCCUUAAGCUGCUACCUGUUAGGGGUAAAAGAUGAACAAAUAUGUCCUUUUAAGGGUCCUGUGUCAGUGACGAACUGUUGUACCUCAAAAGGUGCAAUUUUGGCCCGUUAUGUCCUGUAUAUAGCCUAUACUGUAUAUCCACAACAAUUUCUGAAACCAGACAACCCUAUUAUUUGUAUGGCCAUCACAUAAAAAAUGUCUACUUUGUCUGGGGCCGAGGAAAAUAAUUAAAGGUUAUCUCUUGCA
Molecule: messenger RNA, 4828 nt
Organism: Carassius gibelio (silver crucian carp)
Lineage: Eukaryota; Metazoa; Chordata; Actinopteri; Cypriniformes; Cyprinidae
Product: atrial natriuretic peptide receptor 1
Exons: 27
Coding region: 266-3364 (1032 amino acids)
Biological process (GO): receptor guanylyl cyclase signaling pathway; cGMP biosynthetic process; intracellular signal transduction
Cellular component (GO): membrane
Molecular function (GO): natriuretic peptide receptor activity; ATP binding; protein kinase activity
Source: RefSeq, a predicted model, not a curated record